Messenger RNA from Notolabrus celidotus (New Zealand spotty), 2557 nucleotides. RefSeq names its product TAP binding protein (tapasin), tandem duplicate 1 (gene tapbp.1). The coding region runs from base 439 to 1749 and encodes 436 amino acids. The record is from RefSeq and is a predicted model, not a curated record. The transcript is spliced from 8 exons. Lineage: Eukaryota; Metazoa; Chordata; Actinopteri; Labriformes; Labridae.
CAAAGAGACCACUGAAGCAAAGACAGCAGCAUGAGAAUGCAGAGAGACUAAUCCAGUCUGAAUGCUGUUGGAUUAUUUCUUGGCAGAGAGCUCCAUCUACCUGUGGAGUUUAGAACUUCUCAUUCUGCUGUUUGAAGUUAAUUUGUCAGAAUAUAAAUUAUAUUUCUGCUAAAUGGUUUGUCUCUCUGUUUUCAGGUAGUCUUCUCUCUGGUUCACCCACAUAUAUAAUCACCAAAGUUGGUUAUUGAAACUUUCUUGUGAAAGCAGGACCGGAAUGUGCCUGUUUUAAGAUGAAGACCUUGACGGACCAGUUUAUAGGUGAAAGCGAAACUAACAUGCAGUCGGAGUUGAAGGGGAAAACCAUCCACCUAAACUCUACUUUCUCCGAGAGAUAUCAACACAGAGCAGGAGCUGAGGGCAAAGAGAAGACACACCAACAUGACUAACUUUUCCACAAUCUACAAGCUGAGCCUGGUGGCUGUGAUCUACCUAGUCCAAGCCUGCAGCUGCAGCUGUCCGGUGGUGGAGUGCUGGUUUGUGCAGGAGAAGGUGGGUCGAGGAGGUUUAACUGCAGCCACAAGCCAGGAAAAAACCCUUCUUUACAUCAGCACAGACGAACACAGACACACUGCAGAGUCUCAGAGAGCUCCGUCUGACGACAGAGUCUAUUUUUUUAGCGACCCUGCUGGCACUCUCUGCCUCCCCUCCCCUCCCAAAGGCUUGAUCAAGAAGCCCCAGUGUGAGAUCAACCCCUUCCUGCCGCAGCCCUCUGACCUCAGGUGGGUCGCUCCCCUCACAGAAUCCACCCUGAGCCCCAUAUACCUGCAAGCUGAUUGGUUUACAACCUCCCAUCAGGACUUCAAACAAGAGCAGACCAUUUCCAGUAUCACACGUGCUCCAACUGCAAGCAAAGAGCACAACGUGAUCCUCAGUGUGACCAGUAAAACACUCUCGGUUAAGUCCAGACUCGGGGAACCAGUGCUGCUAGACUGUGGCUUCUGGGUGGACCCGUCCUCGCCUCUCUCUGGGUCUGGUUUUGCCGUAGAGUGGCGCUACCAGUUCAGAGGAGACGGACGGCUGGUUCUGGCAUACGACGGCAAGACAGACCGCUUGGCUGAUACACAAGAAGAGGGGGCCACACUGGACUUUGAGGGUGUGCACGAGAAGGGAAAUGCCUCCCUGAUCCUGCAGGAGGCUAAAGUGCGUCACUCAGGGAUGUACAUCUGCACCGUGUUUCUGCCGUACCUCAUGGCUCAAGUGACGGUGGAGCUUGAGAUUGUUGAACCGCCAUCCCUCUCCAUCUACCCCUCACCUCUGCCCCUCAUUGUUCCCGGCCACACUUUGGUCGUUCAGUGUGAGGCGUCAGGUUUUGCCCCUCUUUCCCUGGAACUGAGCUGGGAGUUUAAAGGUGCAGACGGGAAGUCCAGGUCUCUGGGAUCAGGCAGCAUAACGGGCCACAGGCAGGCGUGGGACGGUACCUUCGGCCAGAGCACCCGGCUGGAGCUCGACACGGCUAAGCAGGACCUGGGCAGAGGAGGGGAGGUCACCUGCGUGGCUGUUCAUCUUGGAGGCACACGGCGGGCCAGCGCGACUCUCAAUGUCAUCGGGUUCAGUGCUCCCUCCAUCGAGGACUCGAUGGCGAUGGUCGGUGUAGCGCUGGUGCUCUACGGUCUCAUCAAGUUUGUCUCUUGGACCUUCAUCAGCUCAGGCUCAGAUGGCGGCGAUAAACAAGACAAGAAAGACAAGUAAAGAAGAGUGAAGUCCACCGUUGGUCAACCAUAAAACCUGCUCUUCAUGGAUGGGGUUUCGCAAGUAACUGUCCUCUACCGCAUGCUGUGUUUUUUUUUUUCAGUGAGUGUUUUUUAAGAGUUUUUUUGUGAACAGUUCCAGGAAGAAAAUUUCUUCAGCUUGUACUCAUACAGUUCUGUAUCAUGUGUUGCUUACUCUAAUGUAAACAAAUAGAAAUGAUGCUCAGGAGAAGACAAACUUCAAAUCUGCAAGAGAAACAUUUUCUGUAAAGGGCCUCUAAUUGGUCAAAACAUGUGUUGUGAUCAUUCCUUCAGCCUCCACUGUAAAAGCAAUAGAACCAUUAUCACAUACUGGAGUCCUUGAUUCAUGCUUUGUUGUUGUAUAUUGUCUCAAACACUGGUAAAGAGCAAGAAGACGUCUAAAGAAGUAUUGAAGUAUCACCUCCAGUUUACCAAUAAUGAUUUCUUACCACUCUCAAAUAUGUUUUUAGCUGUCUGAAUGGCCAUAUUUGUGUUUUGGUUUAAAGUAACGCAUUAUAAAAAAAAUUUGUAAAUGAUACAGGACAUUUAAGUCGUCAAUAUUAUGACACAGGCCAAACUCCAAAACAGAAGGCUGUUGUUGUAAAUACAGAGAAAAUAAUGAAUGUAAAUAUUAGAACUAGUAUUUUGUGUGUUUUUUAAUGUGAUGGUAGAGCUAAUCACACGGCGGUUGUAAUUAUUGUUUGAUAACUCAAAGAAAAAUGUGAAGGAAAUGGUUCGACCGCAGUGCUGACAUCUGCUGAAUGAUAAAUAAACUAAGUUGGCAAAAU